UGGUGCGCACCCAGUGCAGCUCGUUGCUCAUCACGCUUCCAAUAUGGCGGUGAAUCUCACAGACCUCUCCCUUCCUCAGUUGGAAGGAUUAAAAGGCCAACUGGACCAGGAGGUUGAGUUCCUGACGUCUUCCAUAAGUCAGCUGAAAAUUGCCCAGAACAAGUUUGUUGAAGCAAAAGACAGCUUAAGUGUCCUGAACCCAAACAAUAAGGGAAAAGAGUUGCUUGUGCCUCUCACCAGUUCUAUGUACGUUCCUGGAACGUUAAAUGACGUGGAACAUGUCUUAGUGGAUGUGGGGACUGGAUAUUAUGUUGAAAAGAAUGUGGAGAACUCAAAGGCAUUCUUCAAGCGUAAAAUAGACUUCCUCACUAAGCAGAUAGAGAAAAUUCAGCCAGCUCUUCAAGAGAAACACGCUAUGAAACAAGCGGUCAUUGAAGUAAUGAAUCUGAAGAUCCAGCAAUUACAACAGAGUCAACAGGCAUCACAGAUGGUUGGAAACACAAAGGCCUGAUGGGAACAACUGUUUGAGCUAUUCAGGAUUAGAGAGCUUUUUUUAAGUUUGCCUUCACAAGAUGAUGCAAAAUGCAGAAAUCAUGUUUGAAGUGUAGGUUGGUGGGUACAUGGGCGACUCCCUGUGUACUUGCAGAAAUUUAAAUAAAAAUUUGUUGUCAACUUUACUCAUUAAAGCUAGUUAAGUCUGGGUUAAAAAAA
Molecule: messenger RNA, 711 nt
Organism: Xiphophorus maculatus (southern platyfish)
Lineage: Eukaryota; Metazoa; Chordata; Actinopteri; Cyprinodontiformes; Poeciliidae
Gene: pfdn5
Product: prefoldin subunit 5-like
Exons: 6
Coding region: 44-511 (155 amino acids)
Biological process (GO): protein folding; regulation of DNA-templated transcription
Cellular component (GO): cytoplasm; prefoldin complex
Source: RefSeq, a predicted model, not a curated record